Messenger RNA from Myodes glareolus (Bank vole), 9303 nucleotides. It is a transcript of the gene Znf831, whose product is annotated as zinc finger protein 831. The record is from RefSeq and is a predicted model, not a curated record. NCBI's taxonomy places the organism in Eukaryota, Metazoa, Chordata, Mammalia, Rodentia, Cricetidae.
UUCCUUUUUCUGAGGCAGACCGAGCCUCAUCUCCACUGGAGUGUCCUCCAGGCUUCUCAAGAUGCUUUAUUUGCUUUCUUCAGAGAUACAUGGAGUUGACUCAGCCGCCAGCUUCUGGGGCAGCGUCUUGUUCUCUUUCCUCCUCUUUGCUGAGGUGUGUGUGGGGUGUGUGCAGGGCGUCUUUCUGUGCUGAGACUGCUUGUGCAUCAGGCACCAAUCGAGAGUGACAAGAUACCUCCCUGGCAGAGUAGCAACUUCCCCAGAAGAUGAGUGGGGGAGGGGGAAGAGAGAGAGCAAGCAAACGAGCAAGCUUCUAGGCUCCCUUCACCUCCAUGGACCUGUGACUGUAUCUCUCAGGACUGGCCUGGGCCACCUGGCUUUAGAGCAGAGAUUCACUGGCUGAGACCUCACCAUCCUUCGUAAAGGUUGACACCAAUCCUGGCCCACAGAGGUGAUGAGGAAUGGAGGCUUCAGAACCUACCCAACCCACCCUACCUGCCAGCGACCAGUCAGCUCCUGCUCCUCGAGUUCCGGGGGGCCCAGGUGGGCAGGCCUCACCUCGCCUGACGCUGGCUCCGGUCAUCCUGCCGCCAGAGCAGGGACUGCCCCCAACUGUGUUCCUAAAGGCCUUGCCUGUCCCACUGUACCACACAGUACCUCCCGGGGGCCUCCAACCACGUGCGCCCCUGGUGACAGGCAGCCUGGAGGGGGCCAGUGUGCCCUUCAUCCUCAGCCCCUUGCUGCAGCCAGAAGGGCCCAGUCCCACCCAGAUGGGCAAGCCAGCCACCCCAGCCCUGACCGUGAACAUCGUGGGCACACUGCCUGUACUUUCCCCAGGUGUGGGGUCCACACUGGUCAGCACAGGCAGACUGAAGAACGCUGGCAAGUACCUGUGCCCGCACUGUGGCCGGGACUGCUUGAAGCCCAGUGUGCUGGAGAAACACAUCCGGUCCCACACGGGUGAGAGACCUUUCCCGUGCACCACCUGUGGCAUCGCCUUUAAGACCCAGAGCAACCUUUAUAAACACAGACGAACACAGACACAUCUCAACAACUCUCGACUGUCUUUAGAGUCUGAGGGGAGUGGGAGCAGCCUUCUGGGAGAUGGAGACAGGUCUGGAGAGACUGCCUCACUGGAUAGCAGGGGAGACGAAGGAGCACCAGAGAACGCUCUUUCACCUGGUGCCCACCCCACCCUCGCUACUAGGAACAGGGAAAUGGUGGUAGAAGCGAAUCCCUCUCUAGGGGCCACCCUUGCCCACAAAGAGGCUCCUGUGGACCAGACCCAGAUGGUAUCGCCCGAGUUUCCACUAGUCAGCCCGCAGCCUAGGCGGAAGUUGCCAGAAUCAAAGCCAUCCUCCCUGCAGAGACAGCAGGAGACGUGCGCAGAGAAGCCCUGGGACUCCAAGGCCAUGGAGGGCCAGCUGAGGAAGUGUGAGAGCACAGACUCGGGCUACCUGUCACGCUCAGACAGUGUGGAGCAGCCUCCCGUUGCCUCCAGCCCCUUGCACAGUCUGUCGGAGCACAGUGCAGAGUCUGAGGGGGAAGGAGGGCCUGGCUGUGGGUCCGCAGGCAACAGGGCGGAGCAGGGAACACCAGGAUCCAGCCUGGAGCUGGAGAAGAAGAGGCUGGAGGAACGCAUUGCCCAGCUCAUCUCCCACAACCAGGCAGUGGUAGACGACCCGCAGCUGGACCACGUGCGGCCCCGCAAGACUGUGCUAUCCAAGCAGGGUAGCAUUGAUCUGCCCAUGCCCUAUACCUACAAGGAUUCCUUCCACUUUGACAUCCGGGCACUGGAGCCAAACCGCAGGAGGGCUGCCCUCAGCCCAGCUCGCUCUACCUUCACACCCCUGGAGAAGGCCAGACCCCUCUUCUUCCACUCGGUUCCCACCCAGCUCUCCACCACUGUGGAGUGUGUCCCUGUCACCAGAAGCAACUCACUGCCUUUCAUUGAGGGUUCUAAGUUGUGGCCAGAGUCACGGGACACACAGGAUGCCUUCCCUAUGAUGCAGAAGUCCCUGAGCCCCAGGCUCACCCCAGCCCGGCUAGGGGACCGCCCAGGACUGACCUUGGCAGGCAUCCCCAGCGGUCACCCUCGGGCCCUGGUGAGGCAGGCUGCUGUGGAGGAUCUGCCCUGUACCCCUACUGGAGACCCCUCAGCUGUUGCCGAAGACCCAGCUGGAAAGAGAUCUGUGGUGAAGGAGGGGAUGGCGUGCCGGGGCAGGGCCAGUAGGAAGUAUGGCCAGAAGAAACGAAGGAUGUUCUCUCAGGAGAAAUGGCAGGUGUACGGGAAUGAGACGUUCAAGAGAAUAUACCAGAAAAUGAAGACCAGCCACCAGGGAGGACAGAAACACAGGGACAUGAAGCAGGGCCAGGGGUCGGAACUGGACCUGCCCUCCCAGGAAGAGGUAGCAGGGGCUGAGGGUGCAGGCCUGUCUCAGGACAAUAGAGUCCCUGUCCUUGGGGACACUACAGUAGGGGCAAAGCCAGGACCUUGGGGAGGUCGGCUGUCCCUGGAAGGCUCAUUAGAGACUGAGUUUCCUAAGCAACUGAAGGCAGUGGCCAGAGCCAAGUCAUCUCCCACCCUUGGCAGCACAGAGGCCCUUUGUCUGAACAGUAAGGGCCCUCUGCUCUCUCCCCAUGGGAAAUCAGACCUGGGAAGCCAGUUGCCUCCAGAGCCUGUGUGCCUCCAAGGAAGAGACUUAAAAGCCCCUGGGGUGGCUUUGCCAGAUCGCAGUGGGGAAGUUACAAAAGAAACCUGCCCUCCGGACCAAACUAUCCUCAGACAGCCCAGUGGGGGGUCUGUGGGUCUCCAACUUGUAGAAGAUAAGUUACCCUCAGAGAGAAAGAGACUGAAGGUGGAGGGGCUGGAUCACAAGGAGCAACCAGGGCCUCUGGAAGCUGAGCCCUCAAGUUGUUCCUUGCGGGCUGACUCCCAACCACCCCAGAAACAGGACAAAACCUCUGAGGAGGUCCUGAAUAGCUCAAAUGAGGGUAUCCAGCAUGUGACAAUGGCCCUGGAGUCUUCUAAUGCCUCCUCAGCUGUUGUUGCUGUUGCCCUGAGGCGGCCAGGGUUAGGGGGCAAAGAUCCCACAUUGACUUCUGUACCUAGGACUCCUGGGCUCUCCCUGCUGCCUGCUCAGCUCCAGGAUCCUGGUGUCCCUGCUGCUGUGUCAAGUGGCUCCUUUGCUCCCAAGUACCUGCUCAGGUUACCCCAGGGAGAGAAGCCCUCACCACAGGUUGCUCCCGGGCCUGGGAAAGGUCCAGACCCUCUGUGUACAACUGCACAGCCUGAAGAACAGGCCCUUCUUGUUGAGUCAGAAUUGGGAGUGAAUGGGCCACCUAGAGCAUCGUCAGGCCCAGCUGAGGCAGGUGGUAGCCCAGAGGACCCUAGCUGUUCCAGGUCAACGGAUGGAAGAAAAGACACACAGACAGGAAGAGAGAAAAGAGACAGGACCAAUAGCAACAUCCCCACAGCUGAACUCUCUUCUGACCCCAACACCGGCACCACCCAGGAGACAGCCUCUAUCCUGCCUGCUCACACAUGUGAUACUCAUGUGACCAAGGAUGUAGUGAAUGAGACCCAUGCCAUCUAUUGCCUUUGCAUAGACAGCCCACUAGCAAAAUCGAGAAUAUACGACAAUCUCUUGAACCCUUGGACAUCGUCCCAGAAACUGGGGUCACCUAAGAACGCCCUAGAAAGUCCUUCUUCAGAGACCAAGGAAAGGCUGCCUGCCUGCUUUCCCUCCCAAGCGCAUUGUUUCUUCACAUCUUUCACAAGGCCCCAGGGUUUAUCUCUGGGCCAGCAGAACCUGGCCUUGUCACACCACUUAGGGACCCCCAAAAGCUGUGAAGCCCCAUGCUCCUUCCCCUCACUUAAGGCGGAGCCCCAACUCACCUGGUGUUGCUUGAAUAGCAGCCUGCCCCGGCCUGCAGAGCAGCAGAGGGCAGCUCCCAGGGACUUGGCUUCACACUCAUCUGAUAGAAGCCUCCAGGGAAAGAGCAGCAAAGUGCUGCCUCCCAAGAGCAGGGGAGGAAGGACCAAGACAAACCAAGGAGGAGGAGGGACCAUGCAGGCACCUGAGCUUCCUUACCCAACAGUCUCAGGGACAAGGGCCCAGGACCAGGUAUCCAGUCCACAGUGGAAGAAAGGACUGUGCCAUAGGAGGGUGAAGAUAUCUCAUGAGAUCAGCAAGAAGAAGAAACUGAAGCUUCAUUCCAAGAGAUAUGAAGGAAGUUUCUGGCAGAGAACCAAACGACUGUGCAAGCCACCCUGGUUGCCAAGAAGAAGCUGUCUCCCCCACCGACCUGAGGGAUUGGAGCCACGAGGGACCCUUGGGAAGGCUUCAUCAGAAGCGGCAGGUCUGCAUCUGCAAGGAGAGCCAUCCUGUGCCAGUGUAAACCUGCCUGUUGGUCAUGGGAGCAAAGAGAAGGAAGGUGACUGCCAACAACCUUCAGAACCCGUCUCCCCUGACACAAAAACUAUCUUGGAAAGAGACAAUUUGACUCUAAAGGGUGUUUCUCCAUCUGCUGGUGAGCAUAAUGACUGUUCUCAGGAGAAGGAGCAUGCCAAUGGGUCAGGACAAUCUCUGCAAUCCAAUGUGUGCUUGACAAUCUUUCAGGAGGAUCCCCUGCCCCAGGGUAAGGGUUCUGAUGUGAGACCCCCAGGGACUCCGCUGCUGCCUUCCCAGGAUCAAGUCUCUGUAGUUGCCAGCCUGUGUAUCUCCCCAGAUGACUCAAAGCCGCCUCCAUCCCUUAGAUCGAAAGGAACAUUUCCCCACUGUGACAUUGCUACCUCUGUGGCAGCCAUCUGUGUUUCUGCGGGGACACGAACAGGACACAGAACACUGGAGGCCCACAGUGUGGAGUCCCAAAGCUCCCCAGAUAGAAGAGCCAUUCCAGAGAGCAUAGUGCAGGCACUCCUGCCUAGGAGACCCUCACCUAGCCCAAUAUCACCUGGAAGAACACAUUUAGAAAUGCUGCCAUCUGGUUCAAGUUCAACUAGUUCACACCAGGAGGAAGUGAGACCCCAGGCAGAUGUUCCUUCCUGGACCCAGUAUGGGCAUGGGGAAGUGAGCGUCCCAUGUGCAGCUUUAGGAGGUGAGAGUCGCACCUGUUGCACAGAAGGAUUCAUUACCCCCAGGAGUGUCAUGGCUCCUUCUGACCAAGGUCAGCCCUCAGAGGUCUCUGAAGCCCCCUUGAGGUCCAUCCGAAAAAGGAGUUUGGAAGGAAUGAGAAAACAGACUCGGGUGGAGUUGAGCGAUACCAGCAGUGAUGAUGAAGACAGACUGGUUAUAGAGGUAUGAUGUGCUUCAGGAGAAAGAUGGUGGCCAUGGCCAAGGACUGGGGAUCCUCGGAGAUAAUGUCACCACUCAUACAACAUCCAUAAGCUGUGAAAGCUGUGAGGUUCCUUCAAGCCAGCUCUAACCAACACCAUGCCCAGAUCCAGCCAUACCUUUCUCCAGCGCCUCUCAGACAGACUUUGGACUCUUCCACAUUGACCUGGAAGAGCCAAGAUGGCCAGACUGACCAUCUCAAGAAGCUCAGCAUACACAGCUGCUCCAGCCUGACACAGCCAUCUGCACCUGCUUCAUCCAGUCCAGUGGCACCAACUGGAAGAGCCGAAUGUGACAUUGUUCCUGACCAGGGAGACCCCACAGGGUCAAGCUCCUGAUAUCUCCAUCACUAAGUGAAGAGUGGCAAACAUACUUGGGGUCACUGGGGUGUCUUGAGGAAAAAGAAUGGGGUACGAACUGGGCACCAAGAUGGUUCUGUGAACUUUAGAGACUAAGUCUAGAUGCAUUCAAAACUGGUCAGGGGCAGCCAUGCCAGGGGACCGUGUAAAUACGUCAUAACGCCUAAGGCCCUUUAAGUGUUGCGCAAACGGUCAGUACCUGUCUCUGCGCCAGUAACACAAGCACGUAUGGCCCUUGUCCAUGUGCCUUUCCUGUGAGACCCCCCCCAGUGCCAAAAAAGUCUUGUGUUUUUGUUUUUUCUUUUUUUAGAUCUUGCAAAGGAACACUGCAUUAAGUCAGGAAAAUAGUCACCGCCAUGACUCAUUUUUUAAAAGGGGGAAAAUUCACUUAUUUUCCUCUGAUUAUUUUCGUCAUGUUGGGCUCUGAGCAAUUUCAAUUAGAGGGUUACAUUUUAGCAAUCUGUACAGAUUGAACUGAUGCCUGUUCCUCAUGACGGAGUCUUUUAGGCUUCCUCUAGAAGCUUCCAGGACAUAAAACUAAUUGGAGUUUUGAUACUGUUUUACAUCUUGGUAAUUUUAUUUUGGGGACUUGGUGUUAUUUUGCUGUCAAAUUAAAUCAGCCUUUGUGUUGGGCAUUUCAGAACAGCACGGAUCAAAUCCCCCAGUAUUCCAAACCGGUGUACCCCCCGCGCCAGCCAACCCUCUACGCAGGCCUCAGGUUCCCAGACUUCCUCUUCGUCCCCUUGAGUGCAAGGGAGAAACUUAAAGAAGUUUACAUUGCUCAUUCCUCUACAAUUUUCUACUUGCCUUGGUUGAUUUUGUACAAUUUGUGAUUUCUGGCCGAAUGUUUGGCUUUAACUCUAAGGUAACGAUGCUCACGUGACAUCUUGUGCUCCCAGGCAAGGCAGCCACGAGAAGCAUCUCACAGGCAUGAGCCUAGUUUCCUAAGUCCUUACCUGUGAGAAAGUUUGAUACACUUUUGAGUGUUUUUCAUGCCAUCUUUCCAGUUUCUCAGUUAUUCACUGAGAACUUCAAUGCUAUAGCAAAAGUAACUUCCUCUUAUUAGGUCCUUCUGUCUAUGGCCAUCACAUACAUGUUCAGUUAGCUCACUGAUCGCAAACCCAGCCCACAGGAGUUGAAAAGAACUAGCCGUGACCUCUGUGUGCUUCUUAAAGCAAAUGAUAAUGACGCAGUGAUCUCUGCCCUGGCCUGUGCCGGAGACAGGCAGCUGAGGGAGAGCUCUAGGAGGGACAUAGUCCCGACCCAGUCUUUGGCGGCGAGACCUUGGGGAUGGCUGUCUCUGUGCCUCACAACGAGACCUGGUCAGAGGAGCUCCCUUGUGUCUACAGGGCGGAAUCCUUGUGGGAGCAGCUGUGUCUUCAUAGUCUGGAAAUGUCCCCUUGGAAGCCAUUGCUCCAGAGUUGUCAUUUUGGGGCACUGAUUCACAGAUAUUGUUAGGUUACUACUGCUAUGUAGUAUGUUAAACUGAGGGAAGGGUCAUCUAAUUCCUCCUCCACUGGAAUUCCUGAUUUAGGGGAGCAUGAGACUCUUCAUCUCAAGGUCAUGGGUUCAGGCCCCACAUUGGGCACCAUUUUACAUGCAGAGGCUGCAUUUAGUUUCCUGGCUGUCCAGACCCAAAUAAUCACACAGAAACUAUAUUAAUUACAACAUUGUUUGAUCUAUUAGGUCAAGUUUCUUAUUAACUAACUCUUACAUCUUAAAUUAAUCCAUUUCUACUAAUCUGUGUGCUGGUACAAGGCUAUGGCUUACUAGUAAAGGUCUGGUGUCUGUCACCUUUGGCAGCUCCAUGGCGUUUCCCUGACUCCACCUACUCUCUCCCUAUCUCUUCCAGUCUGGAUAUAUUCUGCCCUGCCAUAGGUCAAAACAGUUUUGUUCAUUAGCCAAUAAAAGCAACACAUAUACAGAAUGACAUUCCACAUCAUUGGAGUAUAAUUACCUACCUUAUAAAUCAGAAUUUAUGAAACAAUGAAGAUAAAACUGAGUGGAAGAGAACAUGUAUGUAUGUGGAACAUGUAUGUAGGUGGAACUGGCUCCUUUGCCUCAGAAGGUGCAGGUCAAGGGAAGAAAAAUUACCUUUUAGAUCAGUGGGUCUCAACCUGGGGGGUUAAGACCCCACUGGGGAGGCCAAAUGACCCCUUCACAGUGUCACCUAAGACCAUCAGAAAACACAGAUUUUACAUCAUGAUUCAUAACAGUAACAAAAUUACAGUUAUGGGUUAGUCACGAAAAUGAUUUUAUGGUCGGGGCUUACCAUAAACGUGACGGACUGUAUUAAAGGUCACACUGUCAGGAAGGUUGAGAACCGCUGUUCUAGACCCUGAUUUCCAGGUGACUGCUCAGAUCUAAGAGUGUCACCAGGCCCAUCUCAUAGGAAUAGCCCUAAAAAGCACACGAUGCCACAUGUCACAGUGGGAGCACUGUCUCUUGCGGGUCACUAUAGGCAGCUGCCACCCCCUAGCCUAUAUCCAACGUUACAAAGUAUUGACUCCAUCUCUUUAAAGCCCUGUGUCUAUGGCAGAGGCAGGCAGCUUGCCAGGCCCCCUGCUCCACCUGGUCAUUUGGUGAGUGCCAGUCCUGCCAGGAGUCCUUUACUUUAAACCAACGUGAAUUUGUGAACCUUGUAUUUCGAUGGAUUUUUUUUUUAUCAGACAUUUGUUUUGAAGGACCUUGGGAGGAGCUAGCUGCUGAAAAAUAUCCUCAAGUAAGAUAUUGUUUGGUUUGGUUUUAAUGGGGAGUCCUUUAUAUAAUAUAAAUUAUAUAUAUAUAUAUAUAUAUAUAUACAAUAUGUAAUAUAACACAUGGUCCCUCGUUUUUUAUAAAUCUAACUUUCUUAAGGCAAAGUACAAUGAUAAGAAAAUUAUAAGAAAACAUUUACCUAUAGAACCCAAAACUCAGCUUGAGUUAUUAAACUUCUAGUAUUUCCAGUUGGUCCUUGCUGCCGUUUGACAAUAUCCCAAGUACAUAUCACAUGGCGGUUCAGGCAAAGCACAUCUAUUUCCAGUGCUGAGGAUGCAGCUCGGUGGUAGAGUGCUUGCCUGGCAAGCAUGAAGCCCUGGGUUCAGUGCCCACCUCCACACAUAAAAACUGCUUCACAGCAAGGUCAGUGCAUUCUUUGCCUGCACCGCUACUCCUGUGGACCCUCAUGGAGGAGGCUGAAGCAACGGGUGCUUCAGCUUCCUGCACAAAUAUCCUCUCCAGGGUUACCUGCGUGGACUGUGAGAAAGAGGGCUUCAGGUUCUUUGCCAGGCAAGUGUCAUUGCUCAUGGUGCCUGCCACUGGUCACUGACUGUCUCCCUUAACUUCUGUGCCUGGCCACACUAUGAGGUGCAUGGAAGGACAAGGCAUCUCUCUCCACUUGGCCAACUCUUAAAGAUUUGUGAGUUUUGGUGGCCAGACUCAUCCUCCUUGUUGUAAGGUGCCGUAGGAAUCGUUCUUCCCUCCUGUUAAGUCUAAACUUGGCAUUUUAGAGGAAGCAAAGGCCUAAGACCCAAGGCUUACACCUCACAGUAACCAGGACAGUCUGUGGUGUUGGGAGAGGGAGAGAAACAGAGAGAGGGAGGGGAGGGGGAUGGAGGGAAAGAAACAGA